ACGGGCAGCGCUAGCCCCGGAGCCCCCGCGGCCUGUGCGCCGGGAGCCGGCAUGGACCCCGAGCGCUGCGCGCCUUUCGGCGUGGGGCCCGGGCCCGGCCCCUACGCGGCCGCGGGGGACGAGCCACCCGGCCCGCAGGGGACCCCCGCCGGCGCGCCUCACCUGCACCCCGCGCUAUCCCGCGGCCCCCGCCUGACCCGUUUUCCAGCCUGCGGGCCCCUGGAGCCCUAUCUCCCCGAGCCGGCCAAGCCGCCCGCCAAGUACCUGCAGGACCUCGGGCCCGGCCCGGCGCUCAACGGCAGCCACUUCUACGAGGGCCCAGCGGAAGCUGAGGAGAAGGCCUCCAAAGCUGCCAGCUUCCCCCAGCUGCCCUUGGACUGCCGAGGGGGCCCCAGAGACGGGCCCUCUAGCUUGCAAGGCUCCCCGGGCCCUUGUCUGGCCAGCCUGCAUGUCCCUCUGUCCCCGGGACUCCCGGACUCCAUGGAGCUGGCCAAGAAUAAGAGCAAGAAGCGCCGGAACCGCACGACCUUCAGCACGUUCCAGCUGGAAGAGCUGGAGAAAGUCUUCCAGAAAACCCACUACCCAGAUGUGUACGCCCGGGAGCAGCUGGCUCUGCGAACGGAUCUAACUGAGGCCCGGGUACAGGUGUGGUUCCAGAACCGCAGAGCAAAGUGGCGGAAGCGUGAGCGAUACGGGAAGAUCCAGGAGGGGCGGAACCCUUUCACAUCUGCCUACGACAUCUCUGUGCUGCCCCGAACUGACAGCCACCCGCAGCUGCAGAACUCCCUGUGGCCCACUCCAGGUUCUGGGAGCCCCCCCGGACCCUGCCUCGUGUCUCCAGAGGGCAUGCCCUCGCCGUGCAUGUCUCCGUAUUCCCACUCUCACGGGAAUGUGGCUGGCUUCAUGGGGGUGCCAGCUUCCCCUGGAGCCCACCCUGGCAUAUACUCCAUCCAUGGCUUCUCCCCGGCCCUGGGGGGUCAUGGCUUUGAGCCUCCCCCAGAUGGCGACUAUAAGUCUCCAAGCCUCAUCUCGCUCAGGGUGAAGUCCAAGGAGCCACCCACCCUACUGAACUGGACCACGUGAUUGGUUGUGUAGACAUGCAGACUAAGCUGCCCACCCCGCUUUUCUGUUCCCAGCUGCUCCCACCCCAUUCCAGCCUGGGGGCCAGAGAGGACAUACCUCUGUCUCCAAGCCCCAGAGAUGGUUCCCGGAGGCCCCAGGAGAGCAGCUGGGAUACUCAGCCUCCUGCAGGGGACAAGCUAGAGUUUUUUUUUUUUUUUCUCUUAAAAUAAGGUGGGGCUGCCCAGGACAAAGGGGGCUGCAAAGCAGGUAGGACUCUUCCUACUACACACUGGGUCCCUUCAUCCAACUCUGGGCUCGAGGAAGACACUGGCCCUGCUUCCUUCAGACUUUGUCUGAGUUUAAGUGUCACCCCACCAGCUGAAAUGGCUGAAUUGGUUCCUCAUUCAGGGAACCCAGGAGAAUAAGAGGAUGGCAAAGGUUGAAGCUGGAAAAGCUCUCUGUGACUUGGGGGAAACAUGGCUGGCAUGAGCAUCUGGGGCCAGCCUUAUUUCCCCCACCCACCACUAGGGGGCGAGCGCUCAGCAUCUGGAGCUCACAAGGGUGCAUAGGCUGUCCCUGGAAAUGGUGCCAGGCACUCCUGAUCCAGCCUACCCCUUAACUCCUGCCCUGUGCUCCCUCUCCCAACACGCCUCUCCUCCUGCAAGGGAGCAGAAAGUCCCCCAGACACCACUAAAUAUUUGGAUUCUCUUCAAUGGGUUAAGGCCAGAGCUAUGCCAUGGAAACUGUAGGCUCCCUUGGUUUGUUACAUGUUGGUAAGAAUAAAAGAGAUUUCCACAGAGUCUAAGCCCCUGAGAUCUCAACACCCCCUUUUGUAAAAAAAAAAUAAAUAAAUAAA
Mustela lutreola (European mink) is the source of this 1918-nucleotide messenger RNA. It is a transcript of the gene ALX3, whose product is annotated as ALX homeobox 3. NCBI's taxonomy places the organism in Eukaryota, Metazoa, Chordata, Mammalia, Carnivora, Mustelidae. Gene Ontology annotation, biological process: regulation of transcription by RNA polymerase II. The record is from RefSeq and is a predicted model, not a curated record. The transcript is spliced from 4 exons. The coding region runs from base 52 to 1083 and encodes 343 amino acids. Gene Ontology annotation, molecular function: RNA polymerase II transcription regulatory region sequence-specific DNA binding; DNA-binding transcription factor activity, RNA polymerase II-specific.